Messenger RNA from Fonsecaea multimorphosa CBS 102226, 882 nucleotides. RefSeq lists its product as uncharacterized. The coding region runs from base 1 to 882 and encodes 293 amino acids. The transcript has a single exon. NCBI's taxonomy places the organism in Eukaryota, Fungi, Ascomycota, Eurotiomycetes, Chaetothyriales, Herpotrichiellaceae. Gene Ontology annotation, molecular function: oxidoreductase activity, acting on the CH-OH group of donors, NAD or NADP as acceptor. The record is from RefSeq and is a predicted model, not a curated record.
AUGUCUUCAGUCCCACCAGGGGGGCUGAUUCUCGUCACCGGCGCCAACUCAUACGUCGGCAGCGUCGCGAUCCAGGUGUUUCUGCAGCGCGACUACCGCGUCCGUGGUACUGUGCGCAACGUUGCCCGCCAUGCCUGGAUGACGGGGCACUUUGGCCCCAGAUUCGAGCUUGUCGAGGUGUCCGAGAUCAGUUCGCCGGGGGCGUUUGACGAGGCGAUCAAAGACGUGGACGGCAUCGCCCACCUGGCCAUGAACAUGGACAUGGACCCGCAAAACCAGGCGGUCAUCCACGACACCAUCGCGACGAACCUGCACCUCCUGAGAUCCGCGGCACGAGAACCCAGUGUCAAGAGCGUGGUCAUCACCUCGACCUCGGCCGCGUGCACACUCCCGACGACUGGCAUGCCGUACAAAAUCGACGCAACGACUUGGAACACGGCGGCGAUCGAACAUACCUCGAAGCCGUGGAACGGCGAGGGCAAUCCGCGCUGGCACAGGAUCUUGCUGUACGGAGCCGCCAAGGCGCGCGGCGAGCAGGAAGCCUUUGCGUGGGUGCUGCAGCACAAGCCACGGUUCUCUUUCAACACGGUCGUGCCCAAGGUGAACUUCGGCACGGCCGUGGCGCCCGAGAACAUGGGCUACCCGCGGCAGAUUCUGCUGAAGUCGGUCGACGAGCGGGUAGUGGAUGCCGACCAGGUGGAUAAUCAGCGCAGUGUUGAGGUGCUGAAGAAGAUGGGCAAGGCGGACGGGUUCACGUCGGUGGAGGAUACCCUCGUCAAGGCCGUGCAUACAAUUCUGGAGAACCAGUGCGAGAACGUUCCCAAGACGAGGAUAGAUCUGUUCCACGAGUCUCUGGCCAGUCAGUCAUCUGAUGGUACUUGA